Gregarina niphandrodes is the source of this 3789-nucleotide messenger RNA. RefSeq lists its product as hypothetical. NCBI's taxonomy places the organism in Eukaryota, Apicomplexa, Conoidasida, Eugregarinorida, Gregarinidae. The coding region runs from base 1 to 3789 and encodes 1262 amino acids. The record is from RefSeq and is a predicted model, not a curated record. The transcript has a single exon.
AUGAAGUGCCCCCGGAAGGGUAAAGGGCAUCUGGUGUCGUGGGCGCUGAGCAUAUGCGGCGAUACGUCGGUUGCACUUUGCGGAGACGUAGGCAAGACCCCAGACGUAGACAAGACCCCAGACGUGGGACUGGCGGGGUGGUGGGCGGGUAAGUCGGCACAAGAAGUUGAGUUUUGUUGGUUGAAGGAGUUUUGGCGGGUCGUGGAUGAGAUGGAGUACGCUGCGCUGAAGACGGUGGUUGGUGGGGCGCCAUCCGUGCGGCGUUUCCACUGGGGUGACCGGUGGGUCAAGUUCCGAGAGGGCCAGCUUGAACUCGCGCCUUGGACUUUCGGGCCCGGAGGCGCGCGGCGGCCGGUCUACAUCCCAUUGUUGGGGAGUAUGACGGACUUGGCGCUCGAAAUGAAAAUGUUCGGCAGCAACUGGGAGGCACACCGUGCGCUGCGGACCUCCAUUCCGGAACCGGCGUGGCAGAAGCUGAGAGGCGUCGACAUGGAGAACUUGCAAAAGUGUUCGCUAGCGUUCGUGGAACUCGGCGCAAUCAUUUCUCUCUUCUUCCACAAGCCUUACGGUAUUUUGGACGCCGAUGCCACGGACUUCGUUAAUCAGCGGAUGGUAUGGACCUACUCGGAACGCAAACGCGACCAUUGGAUCACGGGCUGUCUGCUGCAACACUCUGGUGUCUCUGUCUCCCGACUGGCCGAGUUUUGCGUCAAAACGCUCAAGUACCGCCUUCUCGAACCGGGGCAACUUCGCUGCUUUGAGAAGGGGCCCCGGAACAGCUCGUCCGUGUGCCGCGCAGCCGACCACCAAGGCUCGUCCGACCAAGCCGCGUCCGAGGAAGCCUCGGCCGCAGGACAAAGAACACAACUUGGCGACAUAAAGCGACUAGAAGAGCAGCUGGCCACACUACCGACAGUGUCGCUGGAAGAGUUUGACGGAUCCAGACCUGAGUGUCCGACUCGCAGAAGAGUGCCACCAGUCGCGGACCUCCCGAUGGCCUGUCAGUCUUGGAUCAGCCACCACUGGACACUGCUGGACCAAGAGCAACACAAGGCGAUGAUGGUCACGACUAAGUCAGCGAGAACUAACUGGUUGAGCUAUUGGGUGUCCAAGACCGCAGCGCUGCGUGCCCGGGACGUCCGUUCCAAGGCCUGGAAAAGGACCGCGGCUGCCGGACUUCCGGCUGCCGGACUCCCGGCUGCCGGACUCCCGGCUGCCGGACUCUUGACCAGAGUGUAUGUGCCCGUGCCGGGGCUAAUGACAAAUUUUGCGGCGAAGGCGCACAUCUUCAACUCGGACUACGACGCGUACAAGGCGCUGCACGGGACCUUGACGGAGACACAGUGGAAGCGGCUGCAUGGCGUGAGGGCUGCGGAUUUCGAGCACUGUAGCUGGGCGUACUUGGAGCUAGCCGCCAUCAUCUCGGUCUUCUUCAGGUCGCCCUUCGGGUCCGUCAACCGCGGCCUCUUAGGUCUCGACCAACUAAAGUUCAGUAAGACGCGACGAUCCAUUUGGAUCGUGGGCUGCCUGCUGCAGCACGCCGAAGCGAACGUCGACGAGCUCGUGGAGUUUUGCGUCACGAAACUCAGGUACCGGCCCAUGCGGCUCGGCAGAUUGCAGUGCCUGUUGCCACAGGCCCACCUCGCCACCAUCAUCGAGGAUGCCACCAUCAUCGAGGAUGCCCCCAUCAUCGAGGACACCACCCUCACGAAGGAUGCCACAUUCACCAAGGACACCACCCUCACGAGGGACGCCACAAUCACCAAGGACGUCUUCCUCAUCAAGGACACUUAUCAGCCGGAACCUAAGCGACCGGAACCUCUGCCUAAGGAGCCGGAAUCUAAGCAACCGGAACCCCUGUCUAAGAAGACGUUGUGUAAGGAGCCGUUGCGGGAACACAUACUUCUGUUGAAGAAGAGGCUGGCCGGACUGAAGACCUUAUCUGUUUCGGCGGCAGAAUUUGCGAGCCGGCCGUUCGAGCCGGUGGGGUCGGGAGGUCUGGAGUUGGCUUGGGCGGGUCGGUACUGGCGGCGUUUGGACCCGGGUGCGUUCAAGGAGUUGGAGCGGACGGCGACAGGAUUGCGCUGGAGGACGUACUGGGUGCAGCAGAUUUGUGAGGCUCGAGGACUUGAUUGGACGCCUUGGACGCGAACGGAGCCGGGGGGACGGCAGACGGUGUACAUACCGACGUUGGGACUGAUGACGAAGUUUGCCCGGAAGGUGGGAGCAUUUGGGAGCGACUGUGAGGCGCAUGAAGCGUUGCGCAAGUCGCUCCCAGAAACGGCGUGGAUGCGAUUGCGUGGCAUCGAACCUGGGCAGCUGCGGCAGUCGUGUGAAGGAGCGUACGUAGAACUGGCCUCAAUCAUUUGUCUGUUCUACAAGGAUGCGUACGGCGCGGUGGACGAAGCUGUUACGUGUGGCGUGGUAGCCGAAAGGCUUUUUUCGCAGCACCGACGACGGGUAUGGAGAACCGCAUGUCUUCUGCAGCAGUCGCAGGUCUCGACUGACCGUUUAAUAAACUUUUGCGUCACGCAACUCAAGUACCGUCCGGCUCCAACCUGUAAGCAGCAAUCGCUUUUGCACAAAGGCUGCCGACACCAUAUUGCACUGCAGCGCGACCGCACGACCGAAGAAGUGCAGCAAUCUAAGGCCGACCUCCAGGAGGUGUUGGCCGGGCUCCCGAGGGUCUCGGCCGCCGAAUUUGCCCGCGACGCGAUCAGACCUCGCCGGCGGGACCCAUACCUCAAACUCGUUUGGGCGGGACAGUAUUGGACGCCGCUGGCUCGCGGAGACUACGCCGUGCUGCGCUCACAAGCGGAGCAGUACCCGCCAUCGCAGUUCUGGGCAGCUGCGACCAAACGCAUGUGUGAGAUGCAAGCGUUCGAGUCUCACUGCUGGACGCGCACCGCACCCGGAGCGGGUACGGUCUACGUCCCGUUAUUGGGGUCCAUGACCGACUUGGCAAAGAGCCGCAAAACUUUUUCGGACGAUUUCGAGGCACACGAAGCGCUGCGCCAAUCGCUCCCAGAAUCGGCGUGGAAAAGGCUGCGCGCCGUCCACCCUGCACGGUUCCAACACUGCCGCUGGGAGUUCCUCGAGCCAGCGGCUAUCGCCUCCACCUACUUCAAGCUUCCUUACGGCACCGUCAGCGGCAGUACUCAACGACCCCUAACCAAGUAUUUGCAGGAAUGCGACCGGAGACGUCACUGGAUCACGGCCUGCCUCCUGCAACACUCAGGCGUCUCCUCCGAAGAGCUUCUCUUGUUCUGCAUUACUAAGCUCCACUACAGGCCGGGACAAAGCCUUGAGUGCCUGCGUCGCGCACCACACAUAAUGUCCCAAGACCUGGAUGACCCCAUGGCCCAAGACGUGGAUGACCCCGUGACCCAAGACGUGGAUGACCCCAUGUCCCAAGACCUGGAUGACCCCAUGGCCCAAGACGCGGAUGACCCCAUGGCCCAAGACGCGGAUGACCCCAUGGCCCAACACGUGGAUGACCCCAUGGCCCAAGACGUGGAUGACCCCAUGACCCAUGACGUGCAAAGGUCCAAGACCCAGGACGUGCAAGACCCCAAAAGCCUCGCUGCCCGGAUCUGCGCAGACCUGCGGCAAAUGGGUACCGUUUCGGCGCCCGACUUUGGCCAAUUGGCACCAAGGUCUAACCCGACAAAGCGGCCCGCGCCCACAGUAGCGGACCGUACGUCACAGUACGUCCCGACUGUGGGGUCUCCGCCGCCGCUAAAGCGCUGCGUUCUGCGGCCCUACCGCGAAUUAUCAGACGGUGGAUGA